Diaporthe citri is the source of this 948-nucleotide messenger RNA. RefSeq lists its product as uncharacterized. The coding region runs from base 1 to 948 and encodes 315 amino acids. The record is from RefSeq and is a predicted model, not a curated record. The transcript is spliced from 3 exons. NCBI's taxonomy places the organism in Eukaryota, Fungi, Ascomycota, Sordariomycetes, Diaporthales, Diaporthaceae.
AUGUUUGGCAGCACAGGUAACUGGGGCCGAUAUGGCGUCAAGCGAGUCCGUCUUGAUCCCUUGGACUCUUACAACCAACAAAACGGUAGUCGCAAAAGCCUGCUUGCUCGUCUCAAUUCAGCAGGGGAAGAGAAGUCAAAUGCGCCCGCCACCCUCUGCCCUGAAAAGCCUCGAUACAUCGACGUGACAGCCGCGUUCUUCGGCAAGCAGAGACGCCCUGCACAGGAAAGCCAGGGCCAGAUACCACGGCCGUCUCCGACAUCGCCUCGUCUAGUACAACAGCAGAAACCCUCACGUCCAUUCCAUCAAGAAAAGCAAAACCAUGACAAAAUGCGUCGGCCCGUUGUCAAUGAAUCGCCUGUCGCCAAAGAGCUGAGAGACGAGCUGGCAGGCAGCUUCGCGACUGAGUCGAGCCAACUCCACAACAACGGGCUCACUCAGCUUCAAGACUUGUACGAAGCUUUGAAAGGUGUCAUGGCUGACAUGGAAGGCGAAGAUGAUCGCUUCCUCGCUCUUGUGGAGUCAAACCAAAAGAAAAUGAUCAAACCACCCUCUGAGACAGUCAUUGCGGAAAGCUCCAGCGACGAACAGGGAAAUACAACUCGUCGCGAGGUCUGCAUCGGCGAGGAGGUUGCCGCGGUUGGUGACCUCAUACAGAUCCUUGAGACGGAAGUGAACCAGUUGUGGGACGCUUGGGAGGCCGCUGAACGGGAGGUCCAGGCCAGGCUCGCUGAACUGGGUGGCGAAAUCAAUCUCCCAGCGGGCAAGAAUUACUCUGGCAAAGAUGUGCGGCAGUCUCUGGCGGAAGACAUGAAAGCCUUUGGCGCAGAAGCAGAGGACAUCAUCGAAGACUCGCAUGAGGAAGCUCGGGCGUGCGAAAAGGAAUUUGGCAAAAAGAUACAUGGUGCCAUGUCCGCUCUUCUGCAGCAGUAUCUGUUGGAAGACUAA